UAAAUAACCACCUUACAACUCCAUUUUAGAAAAAUAGCAAAAUUUUUUUUUUUUUAAAAACUAGCCACAUUGGGACAAAAAUACCCUUGAUAAAAUUGAAAAUUACACAAAAGCUUUCCUUUCUUCUACACAGCCGUUCGUUCGUGGGGGUGGAGUUUAUACAAAACUGUUCAUGGGGUUUCUCUAAACUCUUUGCAUCUCAUGGCCUCUCACUUUCAUUUUUUUGUAUUUUCUCAGAUCUCAAACUAAAAUCAGUCAAAUGGAAGAUGAUGACAUUGUAAUUGCGGUUUUAUACAAUGGAACAUUGGUACAAAAUGAUAGUGGUGAUUGGGAAUAUCGAAAUGGUAAAAAUGUAAUGGUUUCCGUCGGCAAGAGAUGCACAAAAUCAGAGUUAGAGGAUGAGAUUUUCAAUUCUAUUGAGAUAAAUCGAAAUGAAUAUUUGCUAAAGCUAAAAUGGAUAUAUGGACGAUGUGCAGAAAAGUUGGAUCCUACAGAAAUACGAUGUGAUAGGGAUGUGAAAUGCUUUCUUCAAGAAGUGAGGAAUGGAGGGAUGACAAUGAUGCGGCCUCCAUUGUAUGUUGAGGUGAUUUCAAAAGUUGAACAUGUAUGUAGAAAUGUUCAUCAAACAGCAUUUGCUUCGGAUAGUGGGAGUAAUCUUCAUUCUUUUUCUUGUCCUCCAAUUGGCGGUCGUCUACCACAAGCUUCCGGUACUGAACCAAUUCAGGCUACAUCUCAGGAAAUUAUGGUUCAAGAAACUCAGUUUAGAGAUCAAGUUGAUGUUCGUGGGGGGGCCUGGACAUCAUUUAACAUUCACGAAGGAGUUGAUGUUGGAGGUGACUAUGCUGAACGGUUUCCUAACGACGAGGAGUAUGAGUAGUUGCAUCAUAUUGAUCAUGAUGAGAAUUACAAUGCAGCAGGGGAUGAUGUUGGUCAUAAUGAUGUAGAUUUUGAUCAUGAGUUGCUGGAUAAUGAUAAUGAUAUGCAUCCUGAAAUGAACAAUGAAGGAGUUGAUGAUGUUAGGGUUCAUCGUGCUACAAGUGACCACAUAUCAUCGAGCAACAGAAGUGGUUCUAUGGCCAUAUUUUCGUCAAAGUUCACUGGCUGUGAGAGCAUAGUAGUUGGACAAUUAUUUCGCAACAAACGUGACCUACAGAAUAUAUCCUUUGGCUUUCGGCAUUAGAGAUGGAGAGAACGAGCAAGCAUAUACAUGGUUUUUCCAAAACCUGAAGGAUGCCAUCGGAGAUUUUCCAGAUUUGGUGUUUGUGAGUGAUAGACACCCCGCUAUUGAAAGGGCAUUACGCAAAGUUUUUCCCAAUGCAUACCAUGCGUUGUGCACGUACCAUAUAAGCAGAAAUAUUAAAGCAAAUGGACAUGCGAAAGAUGAAUCAAUAAUACAAUGUUUCAUGCUCGCAGCUAGUGCAUAUUUGGUUGAAGAUUUUGAGUUUUAUAUGGGGCAAAUUGAGGCAAAAAACAGUAGAGCUGCCCAGUACAUUCGAUCAUGUGACCCUACAAGGUGGGCACGUUCUCUUUGUCCAUAUAGAAGGUACACUAUCAUGACCACCAAUAUUGCAGAAAGCUUGAAUGGCAUUCUGCUAGAUGCUAGAGAGAUGCCAAUAGUAGCAUUAAUAGAGCAUAUACGGGAUUUACUGCAAAGGUGGUUUUAUGAGCGACGUACUGCAGGUGCAAAAUUGACAAAGCCUCUGACUGACCAUAUGGAAGAGCAACUCAAACUACGAAAUUUGGAGUCCAUCGGACUACGUGUGAAAGCCAUUAAUAUGCAUGAAUUUCUUGUGGAAGGUGGGAGUUUGAGGGGUACAGUUAAUCUCCAAUCAAAAACAUGCUCAUGCAAAGUCUUCGAUCUUGAUCAAUAUCCUUGUGAUCAUUGUAUUGCCGCUUGCAGAGACCGAAAAAUUGCUCCUUAUGGCAUGUGUUCUCACUACUACACCGCGGAUGCAUAUCGUGCAGCUUAUGCUGAGUCCAUUUAUCCUUUGUUAGAUGAAAAACAGUGGCAUGUCCCGGAUGACGUGGCAAGUCGCAUUGUUCUUCCACCAAGAUGGACACGUAGGCGAGCCGGUAGACCAAGGAUGCAACGCAUACCAUCCGAAGGUGAAGAUGUUAUUGGACGUAGAUGUAGCCGAUGCGGUGGUGUUGGACAUUAUAGGCAGAGAUGUACGAAUCCAUUGUCUUAUGCUUCGAAUUAGAAAGUUUUAAUUUAGUGUUAUGGUUUAAUAUGUUUUGAUAAUUAUUUCAUAUCUUUUUUUUUUUUUUUGAAUUUAAUCCUAAAUGAAAAGAUGCUUUCUGGAAUUGAUUUUCAAUCUUUAGUUUACAUAUCAUUUUAUGAAAUGUCCAAAUGAUUUUGAAAAUAAAAACAAACAUAUAUCAAUUUUAUUUUUAUUUAAAAUGGUUAUUGAUUUUAAAUGUCACUACAUUUUUUGUUAAUUCCAUCUUCAUCUUAUAUAAUAUUUGUCUCCACUCCCAAUUUUUUUUACCCUACUAUUAACUUAUAUAAUCUAUUAGAAAUUGAUUUUCCAAGUGGAGGAAAUUAGUUUCUAAUAGGAGUAAAAAUUAUUCAACGAUUUCCG
Ziziphus jujuba (common jujube) is the source of this 2582-nucleotide messenger RNA. RefSeq lists its product as uncharacterized. Bases 260 to 877 code for a protein of 205 amino acids. The transcript has 2 exons. NCBI's taxonomy places the organism in Eukaryota, Viridiplantae, Streptophyta, Magnoliopsida, Rosales, Rhamnaceae. The record is from RefSeq and is a predicted model, not a curated record.